AUGAAUCUUAUGAAUGUAUUUAUCUUUAUAAUAUUCAAUUCGAUAUUAUGGAGUUCAAUUAAUUCCGUGAAAAAUAAUAAAGAUCAAAAUUUAAUUGAAGAAACUGAUCAGAAUUUAGUUAAUUUUCAUGGGAAAUUAAACAAAGAGGCUGAAUCAUCGACUAAUCCUCAAAGUCAAAAAUAUAAAAAGGCGAUUAAACUAAAUCAUAAACCUACUAAAAAUACAAAAAAGGACGUGAAAAGAAAGAAUGAGGAUGAAAAAAGAUUAAGGAGAGCUAAAUAUUGGAAAGAUUACAGUCAAAAGAAUAAAGAAAGGUUAAAAGAGAUUAAGCGAAAGUAUGAUCAAAAUAAUAAAGAAAAAAAACGAGAAUACAUAAAAAAUAAUAUGGAAAAAAGGCGAGAAUAUAUGCGAGAAUACCGCUUAAAAAAGAAAAAUGAAAAAGGACAAAAGGAUUGUCUAAAUCUGACUAACAUUCAAUCAGAUAAUAAUAAAGGAAAUUCACACAAUGAUUGUGUAGAUAAAGGAAAGAAUCCGAUUGUUUGCGAGGAGAACGAUCAAGAAAAGAACGAUCAAAAAUCUUCUCAAAAGUCCCUUCCCCAUAUCGAGGAAGGAAAUUUAUUUGUUAAUCCACAAACGGAUGUUAACCCUCAUGAAAAAGAAAAUGUUCAAACGGAAAAUGUUCAACAAUUAAAUGAACUGAAUGAUUUGGAUUAUCUUAAAUUUUUGUCUGAUAUUAAUUAUUUGGAUAAUUUAAAUUUCUUAAGAAAUUGUGAUGAUAUGUAA
Messenger RNA from Meloidogyne enterolobii, 783 nucleotides. Lineage: Eukaryota; Metazoa; Nematoda; Chromadorea; Rhabditida; Meloidogynidae. The record is from the annotation of a GenBank genome assembly.